Molecule: messenger RNA, 430 nt
Organism: Centruroides sculpturatus (bark scorpion)
Lineage: Eukaryota; Metazoa; Arthropoda; Arachnida; Scorpiones; Buthidae
Product: suppressor of lurcher protein 1-like
Exons: 2
Coding region: 77-430 (117 amino acids)
Cellular component (GO): plasma membrane
Source: RefSeq, a predicted model, not a curated record
AUAUGGAGAUUACGUGAAGUUAUUUCUUCAUUUGAAAGAAAGUUCCGUUAACGAACAUACACCAUGGAAUUUAGUGAUGUGUGGAAAAUUGGGUGAUAUCGAUCAGACACAUUAUUCAUCAAGUUAUUCGCUUGUUUUUGAAUUCCAUUCUGAUUGGAGGCAAGGAAAUAACACCGGUUUUCGCGGAACUUAUCGAUUUCUUAGCCAAAAAAUGUUUGAAACUCAAGGAAAUUUAAAACCAGGAACUCUUUGUGAUUAUCAGUUCUUCAGUGGCAGUACUAAUCAUUCGAGGGGGAAGUUUUACUCCCCUCAAUAUCCCAGUACCUAUCCGAAAGACAUUAAGUGCACUUAUCGCUUCAUGGCCAGAUAUAACGAACGGGUUAAAGUGAUGUUUGAACACAUCCGAUUGCAAAGAGGUGAUUUGAGGUGA